Molecule: messenger RNA, 954 nt
Organism: Blumeria graminis f. sp. triticale
Lineage: Eukaryota; Fungi; Ascomycota; Leotiomycetes; Helotiales; Erysiphaceae
Source: the annotation of a GenBank genome assembly
AAACCACGGAAUCCACGUUCGAAGAGAGCAGUGGAAAAAAAGGCGCCAAAGCCUGUGGAAAACCCCAAGAAAACGCUUUUUCUUAGGGGCACGAAAUGUUCCGAAGAAGUAAAGAACGCAUUGACGGACUUGUACCAGUUGAAAAUUCCUCUAGCUAAGAAGUUCACCAAAAAAAAUGAAAUACAUCCAUUUGACGACCCGAGCUCAUUAGAAUUUUUUUCCGAGAAAAAUGAUGCAUCACUUCUACUCUUUGGGAGUACGAGUAAAAGACGACCUCACAACAUAACGCUUGUACGUACGUUCUCCUACAAGGUACUGGACAUGAUAGAGCUUGGCCUCAACGCAAAGGAAUUCUUGAAGUUAAGCCAGUUUAAGAGCAAAAAAUGCGCGGUCGGGUUAACGCCAAUGUUACUCUUUGCGGGAACACCCUUCGAGAACCCUGUCUCAGAUGAAUACACAUUACUUAAGAGCAUGUUUAUAGACUUAUUCAAAGGCCAGCCAUCCGACAAGGUGGAUGUUGAGGGACUACAGUACAUCAUUUGCGUCAGUGCUGAAGAUCAAGUCGAAGGCGAAAGUUUGAAGCCAACUGUUCACUUUAGGACCUAUCUAGUGCAGACCAAAAGAAGCGGGCAAAAAUUCCCAAGAGUCGAAGUUGAAGAAAUGGGACCACGAAUGGACUUCAGUAUAAGACGAGUAAAGGAAGCAGAUGAGAGCAUUAUGAAGGAAGCCUUAAAAAAGGCUCGAACGAGUGAAGAGCGUCCAAAAAAGAAUAUUUCUACGGAUGUUGUUGGUGAUAAAAUGGGCAGGAUACACCUCGGGAAACAAGACCUCACAGAACUACAGACGCGCAAGAUGAAAGGCUUGAAAAGAAGUAGAGAUGUCAACACCUUAGACGCGCAAGAUGAGGAAGAAAAAAUCCCCCAUGAUGGAGGAAAAAAAGUAAAGCGGAGCUAA